ACUGAUCUAUUCACUAUAGAAACAACCUGUUUAUCUUCUCUGAAGAAGAAAAACAAGAUGUGCUUUCCGUGGUGGGAGUAUAAAAAAAUAUAAUAAAAUCCUGUUUUCCUUGUCUGUGGGAAUUGGGGGGGAGGAGUUGUUUUUGCUUAAGUAACCUUUCCAAAUUACUAAAUUUUCAAAUGUAUUGGUUUUUUUUAUUGUCAUGUCCCACAUUGCCCAUCUCCUUUUUUUCCUUAAUAUUUUGUGCUACUAGAGGAAAAAUGCAUGAAAAAUGAGGGUUUGAGCCUUAACUAGGAAUUCCUAAUGCUGCCACGGUACAAACAAUAUCAUUGCUACGUGGUGUUGCCACAAAGGGCAAUAGUAUUGUAACCCAUGCUUGAUUAUCAGAGAAGUUCACAUGUACCCAACUCUAAUAGUAAUGCAAAGCUAAAAAAGUUAAGUAACUUCCCAUCUUUGCAGAAUGUUGGAAAAUACCUGAAUGUGUCAUUACAAAGUGAAGAAACCAUUUAUUUUUUUAAUGGUUAUUUUCUCAAAUUGUCUUUCAGAAGCUGGAUGUGACAGCCGUGUUGUGGCUUGAAGCUGUGAUAAUGUUAGCUUCCUGCAGGUCUUCCAGCUUUACCCAUUCACUAAAAUAGUGAUUUGACUUCCAUUAAACACAAUAGGUGGGUACUCAGACAAAAGAACAAAAUGUUUUAAAAGUUACCAUGUGAUGUGUGCCAAAAUACUGCUGCAAAGCACUGAAAAAUGAGCCGUGCGUGCUCCUUCCUUAGAGUACCAUCGGGGGUUACAAAUACAUCAUCUCUAAGAGCAGUUUUGGCGUGUUAGGCAGGGGAGCAUCAUUUCUGUCAGUAACUUGGGCAAAAGUUUGCUAAACGUGUUCAGUAGCUACAGGAGCUUGUCUAAUUGGAGCCUCAGUGUGCUGGCGUGCACAAUUCUGUGCCAAUUUUGAGGGCCUGAAAAAAAGAAAGACCACGAUGGUGAGGACAGUAACAAAGCAGCUUCAGAUAAAUACAUUUCAGUCACUUGUUACCCUGGCAGAUAAAAUCAGUUGCCCGAGCAAAUUCUAAUGAGGAAGCUUAAAUAAAAGAUGCAAGAUGCAAAUUGGUGGAUAUUUCUCAUGUGUUGCAGCAGCUGGAAGGAGGAGGUCCAAGGUGGCCGCUUUGGAGGCCCGUUAGGUGUGUGUAAGGUAGUGCUGAACCAGCAAGGCCUGUGCUGGGCCUCAGCUUUUGCUGCAUCAGUCGCCGUAGCCUGUGACCUAAGGACCUUUAGAAGUUGCUGAGAUGAUACCGUCUGUCUCAGCUGGUCCAUUUUGUUUGUGUAGAACUGCGUUUGCUUACCGAAUAUUUCUAAUAAGGGGCAUGGGUUUUGUGUGAACAUCUUAGUCAACUCGUUAAAGCGAGGUAGCGUAUUCCUGCUGUUCAUUAGCAACUGUCCUGCUUACUCAAUUGUAAUUGCAAGGCCAAAAAUCUCCACUUGCAGUUAUGUAGUCAACUGAAGGCAAAGAUACAGGUAUAGCUGUGGACAGGAUUUGGCCUGAAACAUUAAUUGUAAGGGUCUCAGCAUGACUUUCAUAUUCCAGAUUAAUUUUGUGAGACUGGCAGUUUGGAAACAGUUUUACUUACAACAUCUGAUAAGGACUCAUUAAUACUAAAAAAAAAAACCAGAGGUACCAGUUCAGGUCAGGCAUGCAGUCCAGUUACAGCCGGUGUCUGUUUCUGAUAAGGGGAAAUAGUGGUUCUGAAAGAAGGGGUUCUCAGCUUUUUUGGGGGCUGGUGUGGUUUGUCUGGUUUUUAAUACAUUCCUUGGCAUUUGCUCAUUGAUUCUGGCCCUCGGUCUUUUUUUAAAUUGAGCAGAGCUGACAUGUUGUUCUUCAUAGCAGAGUCUGCCCUUUGGUAUUUAAUUUCUGAUAGUUUUUUGUUCCAGAGUCUAGACAAUUAACCAACUGUUUUCAAACACUGCCAUCUUUCUACAGUUAAUUUUAAAAAUGCUCUUAUGUCAGCAUACUUUUGAAAACUUGUCAUCUUUCCCUUUUAUCUACAAAUGUUUAAUCAUUUUUUGAUCUUGAUGUGGUUUGUUUUCAUUUUAUUUCAUCCCUAAUCCACUGAAGAAACUAAACACCUAAUGUUGUGUCCUACAAAGUCCUAGCACCUUAAGAAGCUGCUUUGAAAAAGCCUGGUGUACGUAAUCCCCCACGUGACACUGUUCAUGUGGUGACAGGCGAUGGGCACCGCAGAGCAUGCGACCAGGGCUGUCCUUUGGGGGGGUUCUCUUAAUCAGCUGCUUGUGGGUCCUUGAGGGACUGAGCUGGAGGUCCCAGCAAAGUCUGUUGGGUCAACCAGCUGGAAUGGCACAGUCUGCACUCGGAGCCAGCUGCUCCUGCCCUUCCCUUUAACCCUGAGUAGCAUCCUGUGGUCCUGAAGCCUGCGGCUGGCUCCUCCUGGCCGCCCCAGUGCAAACUUGGGGGCACAUAAAGAGUUAUGGGGUCACUUUGAAUGGAAGAAAAUGUCAAGCGCUCAACUCUGCUUUUUUUGUUAACAUAAUAUGCUGACGUGGAAAAUGCUACUACAAAAUGGAUCUGAGGAAAGAGAUAGUCCUUACUUCAGCAAGUUUUGAGUCCCACAGAAGACUCGAUGGAGUUUUCUGGAGCUCCCUGGAUUUAUGUGUUUUGAAGCAUGUCCUUGUCUGCCAGCAGCCGUCAGUGCCAGAGCCUGCCUUCCCAGCACACGCGGACAUGUUGUUCGUAACUGGAAGGUGAGAUGGUUUGUUCUGCUUCAGGAUAAGCUGCUGUAUUACAAAAUGGAAGGAGGCAAGAAGGAGCCUUAUCCAAAGGGCAGGAUCAUUCUGGAUGGCUGCACUAUUACUUGUCCGUGCCUGGAAUAUGAGAACAGACCGCUACUCAUUAAACUUAAGACAAAAACCAACACAGACUAUUUCCUUGAAUGUUGCUCCAGGGAGGAGCGAGACUCUUGGGCUUUGGACAUCACUGGUGCUAUUCAUGCUGGUCACCCUGGACAGGUACAAGAGCUCCACAAAAUGAAGAACUCCUUCAAACUACUGGAGAAUAUCAGUCUCCACCACAUAGUGGAGAAAAUGUGUGACAAUGGUACUGGAAUUAAGCGGACCCGCAACUUGGAGCAAGGCAGCAGAUACAAAGAGACCUUCACAGGUUCUGCCCUGGUGGAUUGGCUCAUCUCCAAUGGCUUUGCUGUGUCACGAUUCGAGGCUGUCACCUUGGCGUCCAUGUUGAUGGAGGAGAACUUCAUCAAGCCGGUGGGAUCCCGCAGCACCGAGGCCAUGCGCUGCAGUGACCUCUCUGAGCAGUUCCUUGAUGACUCCACUGCCCUGUACAUGUUUGCUGAGAGCAGUAAUAAAAAUACCAGUUCCAGGGGAGAGCUACAAUUUAACAUCGCUGAAUUAAGUGGCACAAUUGUGAAGCAAGGAUUCUUAGUGAAGCAGGGGCAUAAAAGGAAAAACUGGAAGGUGAGGAAAUUUGUUUUGAGAGCUGAGCCUGCUUUUUUGCACUACUAUGACCCCACUAAGGAAGAAAACAAACCAGUAGGUGGAUUUUCUCUUCGUGGUUGUCUUGUCUCAGCUCUAGAGGACAAUGGAGUCCCAGCAGGAGUGAAGGGCAAUGUGCAGGGCAACCUCUUCAAAAUCAUCACCAAAAAUGACAUUCAUUAUUAUAUCCAGGCCAGCUCCAAGGCAGAGCGAACACAGUGGAUUGAGGCAAUCAAACCAUUGACAUGAGUAAGGUGAACUCCAUGACAAAUGACAAGUCACAUUUGUGACCAAGUUUCCUGCUCUCAUUGUCUGGGAGUGUUGUUUUUCCCUUAGAUAGUCUAUUCUUGUUAUUUGUAUCACCAUAGCACCUAGUAAUUCCUGGCAGAUCCUAGGUGCCUCGGAGUCAUGUAGAUUCAGAAAAAUUCCCCACCAAGAACUUACCAUCUCACCAAGAGACAAAAGACAACAGGUGGAUACAGAUAAACAGGACUUUACAAGGAAACAAUGAGAUGUAAUAUUCCAAGAUGGAAGAAAAGAAUUCUUUUGUACAAGUAUUCAAUCUAUAUCUGACAGAUCCAGGUUGUGCUUUGUCCUAAAGCAGAAAUGUCUUGCUCCUUUCCCCUUUAUGAAGGGACUCAUAAACUUAAUUAGUUAAGACUAACUGAAUCACGGUCAUGAAAGGUCCUGGUGUCUGAGGCUGCCUUUCUUGGUGUGGAAUGUCUUACCACAAGUGUCUUGUGCUAAGCCACAAUCCAGCUACCAGGAUAGUCACUAUUGCGAAACAAACCGGAGGGUCUGUCUGUCCAUCCAUCUGCUCUACCAUUUGGUUCUUUCUUAGGCUAGAAAAGACCAAAGGAUCUGGCGAGGAGGAUUCUCCAGUAUAUAGAUUAUUCUUGUGCUGCUGGUAAUGGCCUAUCGCAGUACCGGAUCCCAAGUAUCAAAUCAAACCAGUGGCAGCUAUUCCAGACAAUCACUCAUGCUGAAUAUAUUGGAAGAAAUCACUCAGCCAUAAAAGCAAGGCUUUUACUCCUGAUUACCACCAUAAGUCCAUUUCUGUGGAGCACCAUUGGGACUGAGAACUCUAAUAGCAGUUCUGACUAUUACUUUUUCUAUUAUAAGCCAUUAAUUUUUCCAUUAUUUGUCUAAUACAGUUGACUUUGAUAUUAUUAAAGGCACUGAACUCUUUUUUAUA
Molecule: messenger RNA, 4693 nt
Organism: Calidris pugnax (ruff)
Lineage: Eukaryota; Metazoa; Chordata; Aves; Charadriiformes; Scolopacidae
Gene: PLEK2
Product: pleckstrin 2
Exons: 9
Coding region: 2659-3747 (362 amino acids)
Biological process (GO): actin cytoskeleton organization; intracellular signal transduction
Cellular component (GO): plasma membrane
Source: RefSeq, a predicted model, not a curated record